AAAUAUUGCCGCGAUUUGUGUUCAGAUGUGGAGAACACAUGUGGAGAAAAAUGUCUGUAUUUGAAAGACACGUAGGGGUUGUAAUUUUCUCAAUUUAAAAACUGAAAAACUAAAUGUCUUUUAUAUUGUAUUACAAAGUUUAAAUAUAUAUAACAGGAUGAUGCACUGCGUAAGAACGAUACCAUUAUUGUCAACACUGAAGUACAUAACAAGAUGUAAGUUCAUUGAUAAAAGUGAUAGAAAUAUUUUAAUUAGACCUCAGUAUUGUUAUUUUCAUAAAAAUGCACAAGUAUCCAAAAAUGUAAUCAAAUCAGUAAGUCAAUUUGGAGUAAUUAAAAACUUGUCACAUAGAUUUGAUCUCUAUAAACAAAGAUACAGAUUAAGUGCAUUGGGUUAUGACUUAUACGAUGACAUUCCUGACAGACUUAAUUAUUCAAUAUUUUUCAAAGGUUUCAAUAUGUCAGAUACAUUUUUCUCAUGGUUCCUAAUCACAGAACUGCAUGUUUGGAUGUUAAUGGUACGUUUUAUGGCCGAAGGAAAAAAGGGUGAACUGGUUGUAAAAAAUAUGGUUGAGGCUAUGUGGCAAGAUAUUACUAUAAGAAUAGGUCUACUUGGUCCAAUGACUGAAAAAACAAAAAAGAAACAACUGUUGGACUUAUCAUAUCAAUUUAAUGCAGCUAUAGUUGGUUAUGAUGAAGGCAUUAUGUCAGAUGACAAAGUUCUAGCUAGUGCAUUAUGGAGAAGGUUUUUUGUCUUAGAGUGUAACGAUCCUGAACAACUAGAGAAACUUUUAAUUUAUGUUAGAAAACAGAUUAAUGCGUUUGAUAAAAUUCCAUCGGAAAAAGUUUUCGAUAAAUCAAUAGCGAAAUGGGUAGAUUUGUAAAGUAUUAAAUAAAGCUUAUGAAUACUAUUAAGAAUUUGUAAAUUUUAAUUAGGAAGCCAAUUAUUUAAAGAUUUAACAGAUAAAUUUGGAAGACCAUAUUCUGUUUUAAAGGAAUACGAUUUAUACCAAGUUGGUCUUGCAUGGAUAUUUUCAUUGGCAGAACUGAGAUCAUACAUCCAAUUUUGGUAAUCAGCUACUUCCUAUAAGAAAAGAAUUUUUAUUUCAAAUUAUAAUAAAUUUACAAUUAUUUAUAAUUUAUAACUUUAUAAUUUAAUUUAUCUUUUAUUAUGUCAUAAAUAAAAUAAAAAAUAACUUACAUAA
Frieseomelitta varia is the source of this 1204-nucleotide messenger RNA. It is a transcript of the gene Uqcc1, whose product is annotated as ubiquinol-cytochrome-c reductase complex assembly factor 1. Gene Ontology annotation, cellular component: mitochondrion. The record is from RefSeq and is a predicted model, not a curated record. The transcript has 7 exons. Bases 158 to 883 code for a protein of 241 amino acids. Gene Ontology annotation, biological process: mitochondrial respiratory chain complex III assembly. NCBI's taxonomy places the organism in Eukaryota, Metazoa, Arthropoda, Insecta, Hymenoptera, Apidae.